This is a messenger RNA of Micromonas pusilla CCMP1545, 1160 nucleotides long. RefSeq lists its product as uncharacterized. Lineage: Eukaryota; Viridiplantae; Chlorophyta; Mamiellophyceae; Mamiellales; Mamiellaceae. Gene Ontology annotation, cellular component: trans-Golgi network membrane; recycling endosome membrane. The transcript has 3 exons. The record is from RefSeq and is a predicted model, not a curated record. Gene Ontology annotation, biological process: protein transport. The coding region runs from base 1 to 1071 and encodes 356 amino acids.
AUGAGCGACAACCCGUUCGAGGAAGGGAACGCGGAGCCGAACCCGUUCCAGGCGUCCGCGGAGGUGGAGCCCGCGAACCCGUUCAACCCGUCCCCGACGGACGUCGCCCCGACGUACGACAACCCCGCGUACGACGACGCGGCGCCCGCGCCCGUGACCACGUUCGGCGCCUACGACGUCGGCGCGUACGGAUCCGACGCCGCGCCCGCGCCGUCGGCGUCGUCGCCGCCGUCGGCGGCGGCGGCGGCGGACGCGUACCAGCCCAGCGGCGGCGCGUACGGCGGCGCGGGCACCGCGCUGGCGUCCGCGGCGGCCGCGUACGGAAGCGGCUCGAAAUCGCCCGGAUCCGACGGCGGCGAGACGUCGGUCCGCGUGCGGGAGUUGGAACAACGCGAGGCGGCGCUGCGUCGAAGGCGCGAGGAGGUGAUUCGUCGGGAGCAGGCGCUCGCGAACGCGGGGCAGAAGAACUGGCCGUUCAAGCGGUACGCGAUCGCGUUCCACGACAUCGAGCUCGAGAUCCCGGAGGAGUGCCAGCGCGCGGUGCACCACGCGCACUACGCGUUUUGGGGCCUCGUGUUUUGCCUGACGUACAACUUCCUCUUCGCCGCGUCGGCGGCGUUUUUCGGCCUCGGCGAUUUCGCCGCGUGGAUCAUGGCGAUCCUGUACCUCAUCACCGGCGUCCCGGGCGCGUACUUCUUCUGGUACGCGCGUCUGUACAACGCCACGAAGAACGACAGCGCGCUCGGGUACGCGUGGUUCUUCAUCGUCUUCCUCGUGCACAUCGCGUUUUGCCUCUUCGCGUUCAUCGCGCCGCCGGAUGCGUUCGGAACCGCCAAGUACUCCCUCGCAGGGGUGAUGUCCACGGCGGAGAUGGAGAAGGAGAACUCCAGCAUCGGCGGCGUGUACGCGUUCGGCGCCGCGCUGUGGUUCUUGGAGCUUCUUUGGUCCGUUUGGGUCAUUCGCGGCGUGUACUUGGCGUUCAGAGGGCAAGGGCACACGGUGACGGAGGCGAGGAACGCGGUGGCGAAGGACGCCGCGUUCGGCGCGGCCAAGUCGGGCGCGAGGCGUUAGCCCCGCGACGUAAGUAACGGUCGACGAUGAGGCGUUAUGUUGUGCGUGUGCUUCACAACACUCUGUUAAUACGUCGUACAAAUUGUGCG